UCUCUCUCUCUCUCUCUCUCAUUGUGUUCUGACUUCUGAGUUUCCGUUUGAGGGAUUUUGUGGGUUUUGACGUUGGAUCCUCAUCCUCGGAUCCGGCAGUUUUGAACGCUUUCCCAAACCAACGAGAAAACAGUUAAGCAGACACUUGUAAACCAGCUCAAGAUUUGCUGCCAUAUACUCUCUCUACGCACCCCUCCCUCUCCCUCUACAUAUAAAAUACAGGAAAAAAUGCCUUCCCAUUUACUACCCAUAUCCAAUCCGCCUUCACAUUCCUCAUUGGGACAUCCAAUUCCAGCCCCUUCAGCCAUACCGUCUGCUGCUUCCACAGCCACAAUGUUAGUCAAGGCAGGAGAGCAUGACCCAACCGCCUCUCUUCUUUUUUCUUCAUCAUUUGAGGAUGACAAAGCCAUUUCCAUCAAACCCCUUCUCCCCAGGACCUUAAGCUACUCCGCCACUACCACCACCACCACCUCUACCUCUAGCAGCUGCUACCAGCAGCGGCGGCGCCGGAUCGCUAGCGAAAACUCGCUGUCUUCACUCUCCACUGCCAGUGCUCGCCGCCAGGCCUUUGGCCGUGAUGUUGGGCACGCCGCCGCCGAGACGUUCUUGGUGACCCGGUUGAGUUUGAAGCUCUUGAGAUAUCUUGGGGUAGGUUACAAAUGGAUUACAAGAUUUCUAGCCCUUGGUUGUUAUGCCUUGCUACUUAUCCCAGGUUUUCUUCAAGUUGGAUAUUACUAUUUCUUCUCCUGUCAGAUUCGCAGAAGUAUAGUUUAUGGUGAUCAGCCAAGAAAUAGGCUGGAUCUGUAUCUACCCAAAAAUAGUGAUGGGCCAAAGCCAGUCAUUGCAUUUGUAACUGGUGGAGCCUGGAUUAUUGGUUACAAAGCAUGGGGUUGUCUUUUAGGACAACAGCUAUCAGAAAGAGACAUCAUAGUGGCAUGCAUUGAUUACAGGAAUUUCCCUCAGGGAACUAUGAGUGAUAUGGUAAAGGAUGCUUCUCAAGGUAUCUCAUUUGUGUGCAACAAUAUUGCUGAAUAUGGAGGUGAUCCUGAUAGGAUUUAUCUCAUGGGACAGUCAGCUGGUGCACACAUUGCUGCUUGCACGCUAUUGGAGCAGGCAAUUAAAGAAGCUGGUGAAGGAGAGAGCACUUCUUGGAGUGUCUCUCAGAUAAAGGCUUAUUUUGGUUUAUCUGGAGGGUACAAUUUGUUGAACCUAAUAGAUUACUUCCAUAAUCGAGGUCUGUACCGUUCCAUCUUUUUAAGCAUAAUGGAAGGCGAAGAAUCCCUUCGACGAUUCUCCCCUGAAGUAGUGGUCCAGGACCCGAACAUUAGAAAUGCCAUUUCCCUCUUGCCACCUAUUAUUUUAUUUCAUGGUACUGCAGAUUAUUCCAUACCUUCAGAUGACAGUAAGAAUUUUGCUGACACUCUUCAAAGAGUUGGGGUAAAAGCUGAAGCAAUUUUGUAUGAAGGAAAGACUCACACAGAUUUGUUUCUUCAGGAUCCGAUGAGAGGUGGCAGUGAUCAGUUGUUUGAAGAUUUAGUAGGUCAUAUUCAUGCUGGUGACACAGAGGCCCUCACCAAAGAUGCAGUGGCUCCUCCAAGAAAACGCCUUGUACCUGAAUUUAUGUUGCAGUUGGCGCGCAGAGUUAGCCCAUUCUAAUCAUUCUUCAUCACUCAACUAUUAACCUAAAAACCCAUAUUUUUGUUGAUUCAACCCCAUACUGUAAAUAUAUAUAUAUCACAGUGAUAAUUGUAUGUCUUCUUUCUACAUUUUUUUGUUUUUUCUUGUUUUUGGGUUACCCUUAGCACUCUCUCUCUCUAUCUCUGUGCAUCUGUGCAUUUUUAUGGGAUUUGUUAUUUUUCCUUGUAAUAGUUAAAAGAUUGCUAGGGAAAACAGUGUAUAAGGGUAUUUGUUUCAACACGAACACAGCAAGGAUGUUUUCAGGGACGGAUCUAGGAUGUUUAUUUUUAAGGGGAGGGGGGCAGAUAUAGUUGUAAAAUAGAAUCCCCCUUUGAUAUAUGUGAGCAGUAGUGUAUUAGUUUCCUAUUGACUAUGAUCAUUCUUUUUAUUAAUGAACAAUUUAAUUUUUUUU
This is a messenger RNA of Alnus glutinosa, 2089 nucleotides long. Its product is annotated as isoprenylcysteine alpha-carbonyl methylesterase ICME-like. The coding region runs from base 229 to 1656 and encodes 475 amino acids. NCBI's taxonomy places the organism in Eukaryota, Viridiplantae, Streptophyta, Magnoliopsida, Fagales, Betulaceae. The record is from RefSeq and is a predicted model, not a curated record. The transcript is spliced from 11 exons.